UUUAAAAAAAAAACUGCACAGGAACAAAUAGCAACAGAGGAAGAGUGGUGGCAAAGUGGAAGAAGCGACCGACCGAGGCCUUAGUCUAAACCAGAGGGGUGAAUGACAAUGAGAAUUUGGUUGCUACGUGCAUGGGCAAAAGUUCAAGGUUCUUAAGUGGACCUGACAAGUGGAUGAGACUGUCUCCCAAAACCUCAACAUAAGUAGAAGAAAUGAAUCUUGAAAAUGAUUGGGCAACAUCUGGAUCCAUAUUUGCGUGGAAUUAUUUUCUGUGGGAAGUUCGUUUGGCACUUGUGGCCAUUGGCUUCUUUCUCUACUUGGGAAUACUUUGUUUUUCACAUUUUUUAUCUUCAUGGAUGAGUAUCACUUACCGCUCAUUGCCGGCAAAAGAGAAAGUCUUUUGGAAUCUGACUGCUACACGGGGUGUGUUCGGCAUUCAGAGUUGUGUGGCUGGCUUUUGGGCUUUACUUCUAGAUCCAGUUUUUCAGGCUGACAAGGUUUAUUCCCAGCAGGACUGGAGUUGGUUCAGUUGCCUCAUAGCCUCUGGCUUCUUUUUGCUGGAAAAUGUAGCCGUUCAUGUCUCUAAUUUUGUCUUCAAAACAUUUGACUUAUUUGUAGUUGCUCAUCAUUUUCUUGCUUUUGGUGGUUUUUUGGGUCUGGUAAUCAACAUAAAAUCUGGACAUUACAUACCUUUGAUAGGAAUGCUACUUGAGAUGAGCACACCUUUCACUUGCAUGUCUUGGAUGCUUUUAAAGGCUGGCUGGGCUAAUACUUCCUUUUGGAAGGCAAGUCAGUGGGUAAUGAUCCACAUGUUUCACUGCCGCAUGAUCCUUACCUACCACAUGUGGUGGGUGUGUCUUUCCAAUUGGAGUGCUAUGCUGGAAAAUCUGGGACUCUUACAUUUUAUUGUUAUAUUCACAGGACUGAGUGCUGUUACUUUCAUACUUAAUCCCUACUGGACAUACAAAAAGACUCUUCAACUUUCUUGUCCUGUUGACUGGAAUUUUAGUGAUCGAACAGUGAAAAAUGGUUCAUCUGUGAAACUAAAUGGGGAAGCAUUCCAGAAGAAGGGGCUCUGACACUGACUUGGGAUCUCUAUGGGUAACCGUAAAACCUGGUCAGAAAUAUAUAAUAAAGACAGGCAAAGCUUCAUAUUCCCAGCUGUCUAAAAAGAGAUCUAAAUUACUUUCUGAUAAUGUUAUCAAAAUUAAAUAAUGGGAAUAUAAUUACCCUCAUUUAAUAAAUUUUGCAGGUGAGUCCUGAGUGUUGGGCAUUCUUGGUCAUGUAUAGGAAUAUUCUGUAAACCAGCAAAACGCAGGAAACAAACUGGCUGUUCUGUCUGACUUUAGAAUCUGCAUUGCUGCUUCUAGGACUUGCUACUUUGAACAUGUUGGGUCUAGGACAGAUUACUGUCUAGAAAGGAUUCUAGAUCUUAUCUCAAAGAAUGCCUAAGACAAGUGAUGCUUUCCCAUUAGAUUAAUCAAUCUAGAAUUGUACCAUCUUCCUGGAAUUCCUCUUCACAUAUGUAUUAAUCAGUUUCUGUGUAAACUUUCCCACCUCAUUUAAUGAAUGCCAAAUGCCAAUCCAAUUUAAUAUGAGAAGAGAGGUGUGAUGUGACUUCUUUUCCCCUAGAAAAUCACCCAAAAGUGCAACAUCAAUGCUAGAACAUAUAAAAUAUAAUUUAGCUGUAGUUGAACAUUCAAAAUAUGGUCAUGACUUGGGUUUAACAUUUAAAAAAAAGAUUUCUCUCUAGUAUGCAAUAUUCUAUACCGGCUAGUAGAAAAGCCUGUAUACUUUCAGAUUCUUUCCAGUACAUAACAAUUAAACUCAAAUUUUGAUGUGGCACCUCAGGAAAGCUGCUCUUUUGCAAUUUCAUUAUGAGAAAUAUUGAAGGUGGUUCAGCUUUUCCCAUCCUCAACUUUUGGACAGAUAAUUUAUAAAAUCCUAUUAAAGCAAGUUCUGUUGUGUUAGGCUCUGAAAUCUAACAUUAGCUUGUAAAUCUUAAAAUGGUUCUCAAAGCCAAGCAUUUUAAAGGAAGCAACCCUAUAGCUGUUCUACCUUAAAUACUGUGUAAAGGUUGUUAAUCUUCUAGUGUUUCAGUGGAAAGUUGUUAAACACUGCCACCUAACGGCAGUUUUGAAAUACAGGUACCCAUCUUAUUUUAAACAAGCAGGCUAUAAAAUUAUCUGGAAUAUGCACUAUCUGUAAAAGAUAAUACAUUGAGUUUAUUUAUUUUAAUGUAUGUAAUAUAGAAUGCAUGAGAAUCUGAAAUUAUUGCUGUUAUAUUCAAGCUCAAUAUACAAAAAUAUAAGUGAAGUACUGUUUGAAACAUACCUUUCUCUGCCAAACCCUGAUAAAAUUAGUGAAAGUAACUGAGGUAGUGGUAAGUCUGCACAAAAUUUUAAAAGGUACAGCUUUCUCCAAUUUCUCAUUUCCCUGUUUGAGAAACAUAUUAAUUACAGUUGUGAAAGUUUGGUCUGGUGGUUAGAAAUCAGGAGACUGAGUUCUAGUCCCGCCUUAGGCAUGAAAGCCGGCUGGGUGACCUUGGGCCAGUCCCCCUCUCUCAGCCCAACUCACCUCACAAGGUGGUGGUUGUGGGGAAAAUAGGAGGAGGGAGGAGUAUUUGGUUACGUUCAUUGCCUUGAGUUAUUUAUAAAAAUAAUAAAGGAGGGAUAUCAAAUAAAUAAAUAAAUGAUACAAGAAGUAUUAUACAUUUGCUCUAGUCAUUGCUUGGAAAGAAGAACAGUUCAGAAAGGCCAACUUUUGCAUAAUAUAAAUGCAUGUAUAGAAACUUGUCUUCAACUUCUAUAGUUAACAUAUCAAUCAAAUCUUUAUUGUCAUAGACCAGCAUAAUAGUUAACCUAAAUUAAGGUAACAGGAUCUUAAUUCAUCUUCCAGACUCUUAGUUCUUGAUGUUUUGAAUUGUGGUAUAUUUCUAGCUAAAAUGUUACUGAGAGUGAUGCCACUAAUUGACUUUUCUUGGCUGUAACUUGCAUUAUUUUGAGUAGUAGCACACCAUAAGAUGAGAAAUUGAAAAUCUGCAUUCUGAAGAUGAUCAUGACCACACUUACAGUUGUCUUAUGUCAAAAACAGACCCUGAAAAAGGCUAAAUGUCAUUAAUACAGUUGGGGCAGGGGUGGGGUCAGAAUCGAAUCAGGAACAUUUUAGUAGAACAUUCUUACUGGUACAUCAUUCCUGGUGGAGGACCGAGAGACUCUGGAUCUCUUUCUAGACAGCAGAGGUUUGCUGGUCUGCUUGUUUUUAAUCAAAGUAGCAAAGUUGCAGCUUGCACAAUAAAAACAUACCUGUAUAUAUUAUUUCCUUAUGUUUCUCUUAAGUCAGUAAAAAAAAUUGCACUAUAUAUGGAAUAAUGUCUGAUGCUGAAUCUAGUAUCAUAGGAGUAGUUAGUAAACACCUUCAGAUAUAUUCGAUGUUUAACCAAUAGCUUAGGUGCAUGUGCAAUAGCUGUUUUUUUUUUAAAUGGGUUUAAUUUUUCCAGUUCAUUUGCUAAUGUAUAGCUUUGGACCCUUGAGUUUGUUAGUAUUAUCUCACUUGCCUAUAAUAAUUUAGAGUUUGCUUUAUGGUUUUUUUUUCCUGAUUAAGUCAAUGCUGUGCUUUAGUUGGGAGUGCUGCUACUAAUCUAGAUUUUGAUUAGAAUCCCUCUCCUAAAUAUAUGUCAUUUCUGUUCUGUUCCAAAAGAGAUCAGGCCACACAAUCCUUAAAUUUGAUUUAAUUUAAAUUUUGUUAAAAUUAUAUUCAAUUAAAAAGAUUACUACUUAUGUAUAUGUAAGAUGUGUGUAUGUAACAGUUUAUCCCAUUGUCACAUUCAGUAUUUGGUGGCAACCUUAGGGGCCAAGGGCACCACACCAAAAAAUGGAAGGGUGGAACAAGUGCAGUCCUGUGAUGUUAUGCAAUUGUGUGCUUGCAGUUUAUGCACUCUUGACUAAAAUGGUCAAGAUCUCUAUUACAAUGGUUCUGUGCUGCUUAGCGCCAAAAUAAUAAGUAGGCCUAAGUAAUAGAAAUGGGGAUUUUGCUGGGACAGUGGGACAAAUUUGCAGCAGAAACAAGAAAUCUGCUUUUUUUUUCUCCCAAGAGUAUUUUUCAAAAAGUAGAGUGGAGGUAGAGUAUCUUUUUUUUUUUAAAUAGCUGGCAUAGAGUAUAGUCUAAUAAUUAAUGAAAUCACAUAUGUAAAUAGAACUUUAUUUUUUAUUCAAAUGUGAGAACUGAACGAUGUCAUAUGGGAAAUUUCAGUGUUUCAGCCAUGUUUGGCUUUCAGUGCAAAGUAGUUUAGCUUAUUGCCUUCUGUAAAUGCCUCCUCGCACCUCCAAGUUCUUGUUUGUGCAAAAAUAAGUUUCAGUAUAAAGAAAACUAAUCAUAGGCACUUUGUAAUGAAGAAUAGUAAAAGGGGGGGGGGAAUUAAGCACCCUUCUCUCUUCCUAGUUGCCCCAUGAAGUAUUACAAAAUGUAGUUUACAACUUUCCAACCUGGAUAAUACUGAAAAAGCUGAAUAUGAGACCAUUUACCUGUUUUCUUUGCUGUUGAGUUGCCAUGCUUUUAUUCUCCCCUACAUCUCCUGGUGCAGUUAACAACCAAAAAUUACGUUUUAUAUUCAUCCCCCCCCCCCCCGGUUAUGUAUCAUCUGCAAAUGGAGGAUAGCUGCUUCCUAAAAAUAAGAACUUUAUUUUUAAAGUAGCUUAUGCAGCAAAUGUAUGUGAUACAUUUGUUUUUGUUUUUCCUUGCUCCUCCAUAAUUGAUUGUACUAAUAAAUUUAUUGCUUUGUUCUUGAAAAUAAUAUUUCCUUUUUUAAACCAUAAUCAUUUAACAAGCUUUACGGAUUUUUGCUUGCAAAAUAAUGGGCAGCGAAAUGUACUAUUAGACACUUUCCUAUUAUUUCAGUGAAAAAAACUCUUUUUAACAGUUUGCAGUUUAAUAACUUUUUCCCUGAUGUAUUGAAAUGCAGUUGCCCAGAAGACCAUCUAGUUUCAUUUCCUUCUUUCACAGUAGCGACUUAGAUAGAUCUAGAAAUCUGUAUGUGGAAUAAGAAAACAAUAGGCUUCUUCCCUGCGGUGCUGCCCAGAGGUGUUGACAUUUGGAGAUUAAGUACAUCUGGAUGGCACCAGGUUGGGGAAGUCUGCAUUACAUCUGGAACAAUAUUCAGUACUGCCUGAAUCAAGGUUUCGCUUAGCCUUGUCCUCUAUGAAUUUAAAAAUAUCUAAGCCAGUAACCACUGCCGUCUUUUUGUACAAAAUUAUACUUUCUUUUGUCUAUUCUGAACUAGUUUCAGCUGAUUUCAUAUUACCUGAAUUCUAGGGAGCUGUUUCUUCCAUACAGUGCUUAAUAAACAUUUAGUCUCUCCCUCUCCCUCUCCCCCUCUUGGUAAAUUACAGAGUACAAUAUUUCCACCCAUGCUUGAAAAGGAAAAGCUAGAACCAAUGCCAUGGUCUGUACUCUUCAAGUUCUACAUCUUUUCUGGAAUGGUACCAUGCCACUUGAAUUGCGUUCUUUAUUUCAGAUGUGGUUUACCAUAUAUUCACAUCAAUAUAUUAGCUGUUCAGUUUAAUCCUGUUCACAAUCAUCCAAGGAAGGAAUUGUUUCUUUUGCUGUUGCUGAAUAUAGUUUGUUUCAUUGUGCUAUCUACACAUCACUAAUAUAUUUUCCAUAUCUCCCGAUUUACUCAUUAUCAUUCUAUAUAUAUUUAGUUCCUAACUAUAUGUUGCAUUCAUGGUUUGUGCUAAGUAAAAAAAAUUAGGCCAACCGUAGCUCCUGGAAUUCGGGAAUAGAUUACAGACUCUUCUGUGAUCUAUUUAUGCUAGCCUACCAACCUGGUAUGGUCCACUUGUGCUAUAAUUAUAAAUCCCAAGCCACAUAGCCAGAGUAUAAACAGUGUAUUUCCACACUGGACUGUUUGGGAAAACAAAGUUCCCAGUUCACCAUAAAAUGAGCUUCAGCAGCUCUCUUUAACUGCUGCUCCUGGCACAGGAAAGCCAGCUAUCAAGUUCAAACCAAAAUUCUGGGACCUUUUGGCUUAUAGUAAGGGUAUGGCAUGUCAAGAAUCACAUAUGUACUAAAAGUGGGUGGGGCUCAGAGCCAUUUGAGGAGGACAUUUUAACAGAAAUUUUUCCCAUGCAAAUAGCCAAAAUCUUUAACGUUGCCCAUGUGGUCAGGCUUUGAGGGUUGCAAAACGCAUGCUGAUGGGUUUCAUGUGUCUUGCAACAGUGCUCAUGUCCCUGCAUAGCUUAGAAAGCAAUAUGUGAAUGCACUCAUUGUGUCCGGAGGAGCUCCUUCCCCACAGAAAUCCACUUUGGCACAUAUUUUAAUCUCUCCGUAUUAUGCAAGGACCUUUUAUUUCUCCAGACCUUUUAAGUCGUCUUCAUUUAGAAACUGCAGUAAAAAUUAAAAUCCAUAUUACUUUUUAUUUUUAGUAUCGUUAUUUCUGAUAAGUGUUGCUUCCCUGUAUGAAGAAAUAUAUUUGCUAUAAACUUCUAGAUCUCUGGUUUAAAAUGAUCUAUUCUGAUUUCAUAAUUCAAUAUUUUGGUUUACUCAAUUGUUCUACUGAAACUGAUUUUUAAAACUUAUUUCCUAUAUUAACCAGACAGUUAUUGCCUUAAAUGUUUUGUCAGUAGUAUAAUAGCCUCAAUUAAUCUAUGUUAAAUUGAGUAACCAUGCAGUAUCAGACCAAGAUUAAAUUAAUGCAGAAUAUUGGGAACCAAUAUGUGCUUAAGUGAUUUUAAUAAAAAUUUAUCAG
Messenger RNA from Candoia aspera, 6745 nucleotides. It is a transcript of the gene CLN8, whose product is annotated as CLN8 transmembrane ER and ERGIC protein. NCBI's taxonomy places the organism in Eukaryota, Metazoa, Chordata, Lepidosauria, Squamata, Candoiidae. The record is from RefSeq and is a predicted model, not a curated record. Gene Ontology annotation, cellular component: endoplasmic reticulum; membrane. Gene Ontology annotation, molecular function: ceramide binding. Bases 213 to 1079 code for a protein of 288 amino acids. The transcript is spliced from 4 exons. Gene Ontology annotation, biological process: nervous system development; lipid homeostasis; phospholipid metabolic process.